Molecule: messenger RNA, 1266 nt
Organism: Iphiclides podalirius (scarce swallowtail)
Lineage: Eukaryota; Metazoa; Arthropoda; Insecta; Lepidoptera; Papilionidae
Source: the annotation of a GenBank genome assembly
AUGACUGGCCAUCGUGAACCAACUGUUGUGGGAGUGGCCAACUUCAAUGCAGCUGAGGAUGCAGCGGCUUUGAGAGCUGCCAUGAAAGGCUUCGGCACAGAUGAGCAGGCAAUCAUUGACAUCCUCACAACACGCUCCAAUGCACAGAGGCAGGCCAUCUCGCAGGCAUUCACACAUGAGUAUGGCAGGGACCUGAUCGACGACCUCAAGUCGGAGCUGGGCGGGCACUUCGAGGACGUCAUCGUGGCUCUGAUGCUCCCGCCGGAGGAGUACCUGUGCAGGGAGCUUAACAAGUGCAUGGAGGGGCUCGGCACCGACGAGCACGUCCUCAUCGAGAUCCUCUGCACCCGCACCAAGAAGGAGAUAGCCGACAUCGUGCAGGCCUAUGAGAGACUGUACAACCGGCCCUUAGCUGAGCACAUGUGCUCAGAGACCUCCGGCGACUUCAGGCGCUUGCUGACCCUCAUCGUGACAGGCGCUCGAGACGAGGAGGCUGCGGUGGACCCCGCCAGGGCGGCCGAGUGCGCGCAGCAGCUCUACGACGCGGGCGAAGCCAAGUGGGGCACCGACGAGGAGGUCUUCAACAAGAUCCUGGCCCACGAGAGCUUCGCCCAGCUGCGCCUCAUCUUCGAGGAGUACAAGAACAUCUCCGGCCGCACCAUAGAGCAGGCCAUCAAGGCGGAAGUGGACGGCGAGCUCAAAGAGGCCUACUCGGCCAUCGUGGAGUGCGUUCAGGACGCGGCCGGCUGGUUCGCCGCUCGGCUGAGGGGGGCCAUGCAGGGCCUCGGCACCGACGACUCCACCCUCAUAAGGGUGCUCGUCAGCCGCUCCGAGCUGGACCUGGGCGCCGUCAAGCGCGAGUAUGAGCGGCGCUACGACAAGACCCUCGAGAGCGAGAUCAGGGUACGUACCGUAGCACAUCCGGCCCUACGCCCCGGCGAUAAGAGAAAAGGUAUUCGCGGGGCGACCGCGGCGCGCAGACCCUUGCGGACGAGGUGCGCGCGUGCAGCGGCGGGUCUUGUUACAGUGGAGUGCGUGGAGAACGCGGCCGCGUGGUUCGCCCGGCGGGUGCGCGCCGCCACGCAGGGCGUCGGCACGGACGACCCCUGCCUGGUGAGGGUGAUAGCGACCCGCGCCGAGGUCGACCUCGCCGCAAUCAAGCGCGAGUACGAGCGCAUCUACGACAAGACCCUCAGCAGCGACCUCGAGCAGGGCGAGACCUCGGGCGACUACAAGCGCGCGCUCGUAGCGCUGCUCGGGCCAGCG